This is a messenger RNA of Electrophorus electricus (electric eel), 1431 nucleotides long. RefSeq names its product acidic mammalian chitinase-like. Gene Ontology annotation, biological process: carbohydrate metabolic process. The record is from RefSeq and is a predicted model, not a curated record. Lineage: Eukaryota; Metazoa; Chordata; Actinopteri; Gymnotiformes; Gymnotidae. Gene Ontology annotation, cellular component: extracellular region. Gene Ontology annotation, molecular function: hydrolase activity, hydrolyzing O-glycosyl compounds; chitin binding.
AUGGCCAGGGUUACACGUCUAGCAGGAUUGUGCUUGGUGCUAUGUCAUUUCGCAUAUUCUGAGGAACUAGGAUGUUAUUUCACCAACUGGUCCCAGUACCGACCUGGUAUUGGGAAGUACAUGCCUUCCAAUGUGGAUCCCUUUCUCUGUACCCAUCUGUUUUAUGCCUUUGCUAUGAUUAACCAUGCUAAUGAGAUCAUCACAUAUGAAUGGAAUGAUGAGACCCUUUACGAAGCCUUCAAUGGCUUAAAGAACAAGAAUCCUGGUCUUUUAACUCUUUUGGCUGUUGGCGGAUGGAAUUUUGGCUCAUCCCAGUUCUCCAUCAUGGUGUCCUCUGCUGAAAACCGUCAAAAAUUCAUCCAGUCCACCAUCACAUUUCUGAGGAGAUAUGGAUUUGAUGGACUGGACUUGGACUGGGAAUACCCAGGCUCCAGAGGCAGUCCUCCAGAGGACAAGCAGAGAUUCACCCUGUUGUGCAAGGAACUGCUGGAAGCUUAUGAGGCAGAGAGCAAAGCUACUGAGCUGCCUAGACUCAGGGUUACUGCUGCUGUAUCAGCUGGCAAACAUACAAUUGAUGCUGGAUAUGAAAUCGCUGAGAUUGCCAAAUAUCUUGACCUCAUCAACAUUAUGACCUAUGAUUUCCAUGGAACUUGGGAGAGAUUUACAGGACACAACAGCCCCCUCCAUCAAGGAGCUAAGGAUGAGGGAGAUCUUAUUUACUUCAACACGGAUUAUGCCAUGAGAUACUGGAGGGACAAUGGUGCCCCUGUGGAGAAACUGAGGAUGGGGUUCGCUACAUAUGGUCGUACCUUCCGUCUGACUUCCUCAGAUACCGGAGUUGGAUCUCCAGCCAGUGGACCUGCAUCUGCUGGAGUCUAUACCAGAGAGGCUGGCUUCUGGGCCUACUACGAAAUCUGUGGCUUCCUUCAGGGAACUACACUUCAGUGGAGUGAGGAUCAGAGAGUACCCUAUGCCACCAAAAGUGGGGAAUGGGUUGGCUUUGACACCAGAGAGAGCUAUGAAAUCAAGGUCCGCUAUCUGAAAGACAACAAGUUUGGAGGGGCUUUUGUUUGGGCUCUGGAUCUGGAUGACUUUGCUGGUCAAUUCUGCGGGCAGGGGAACCAUCCUCUCAUGAGCCACCUGAGAAAUCUUCUGGAUAUCAAAGUGCCUCCGACACCACCACCACGACCCACCACCACCCGCAACCCUGACGAGCUGACCACCCUAAAACCCACAACAACCACGACCACAACUACCACGCAUGAACCCGGAACUGGAUUCUGUGCUGAUAAGGCUGAUGGCAUUUAUGCUCACCCUGAAGAUCAAACUAAAUUCUAUCAGUGCACUGGUGCUAAAACAUUUGAGAAACAGUGUGGAACUGGAACAGUGUAUAACGAUGCCUGCAAGUGCUGCUCCUGGGCUAAGCAUUAG